AUGAGAGCGAAGUGCAACUCGGAACAUCCGAGAUGUCGUAUCUGUCUCAACAAUAUUACUGAUCGUGAAUCGCAUAUAUGUUCAAAUAUUACUCGCUGUGCACAGUGUGAUGAUGACCAUCACUCGUUAUCGAAUCUAUGUGGAAAAAUAGUUGAAUAUCGAGCUAUACUAAAGCAAGAGGUUGAUAAUGCGCUAUCAACAGGAAAAUUACAGAGAUUGAUACCACAAGAUCGUCAUCAACCUGUAAAAUUAAAGUUAAAUUCUAUCGAUUUUCCACCAUUAUCAUCUCCAUCAAAAGGAACUACUCCUUGGAGAUUAGCGUCAGCACAAUC
Messenger RNA from Adineta ricciae, 332 nucleotides. The record is from the annotation of a GenBank genome assembly. Lineage: Eukaryota; Metazoa; Rotifera; Eurotatoria; Adinetida; Adinetidae.